CAGUUUUCAACUCCAACUGCAGAUUAACAAUCCACAACAUCGGGUAACGCAGAGAGACAACGCAACUUGGCCUCUGGAUUCUCCAUCUACCACAGAAGCAAAACAGCUGCAAGAUUUUUUUCCCCCCCUUGUCUUCUGAAGGUCAUCAUACCUGCUUCAGAAUGAAGAUAUUUAAAUGGACUUUGGGUGUGUUGUUGUUCCUACUGCUUUCUAUCGGGCGCUGUACCGAACAAUCAACGCUCAAUAAGACAUCCCAACGGAGGCAUCCUCGUUCAGCAGACAGUGGAGAGGAAGGAAAGAAAUGUGGUUACACCUUCUUGGUCCCUGAACAGAAGAUCACAGGGCCAAUUUGUGUGAAUACUAACGAACCAGGUACUGGUAACAGAAAAGAUGAAGUCACAAGAAUGGACAUAGAGAACUUGAAGGAUGUGCUGUCCAAGCAAAAGCGGGAGAUCGACAUCUUGCAGUUGGUGGUGGAUGUGGAUGGAAACAUCGUGAAUGAAGUAAAGUUACUGAGGAAGGAAAGCCGUAAUAUGAACUCUCGGGUCACUCAACUCUAUAUGCAACUCUUGCAUGAGAUAAUUCGAAAGCGUGAUAACUCUCUUGAACUUUCCCAACUGGAAAACAAAGUCCUUAAUGUUACAACAGAAAUGUUGAAGAUGGCAACAAAAUACAAGGAGCUUGAAGUAAAAUACGCAGCACUGACCGAUCUUGUAAAUAAUCAGUCUGUGAUUAUCUCCCUCCUGGAAGAGCAGUGCUUGAGAAUCUUCUCGCGGCAGGACACCCAUGGGUCUCCACCGCUUGUCCAGGUGGUGCCCCAGCACAUCCCCAACAGUCAGCCAUACACCCCCGUUCUUCUGGGAGGUAACGAGAUACAGCGAGACCCGGGUUACCCUAGAGACAGAGAUGUAAGACCACCGCCUGAUCCAGCUACUUCACCUACAAAGAGUCCUUUCAGAGUACCACCGCUGGCUUUAAUUAACGAAGGUCCAUUCAAAGACUGCCAACAAGCCAAAGAAGCUGGGUAUUCCAACAGCGGGAUUUAUAUGAUCAAGCCUGAAAACAGUAAUGAACCGAUGCAGCUAUGGUGUGAGAACAGCUUGGACCCUGGAGGAUGGGCAGUUAUUCAGAAGAGGACAGAUGGCUCUGUCAACUUUUUCAGGAACUGGGACAGUUACAAGAAAGGAUUUGGAAACAUUGAUGGAGAAUACUGGCUGGGACUAGAAAACAUUUACAUGCUUACCAAUCAGGAUAACUACAGACUACUGAUAGAAUUAGAGGACUGGAGCAAUAAGAAAGUCUAUGCAGAAUACAGCAGUUUCCGCUUGGAGCCCGAAAAUGAGUUCUACAGGCUACGCUUAGGAACAUACCAAGGAAACGCAGGCGAUUCCAUGAUAUGGCACAACGGAAAGCAGUUUACAACACUGGACAGAGACAGGGAUAUGUAUUCAGGAAACUGCGCUCAUUUCCACAAAGGCGGCUGGUGGUACAACGCGUGCGCACAUUCAAAUCUCAAUGGUGUCUGGUACAGAGGUGGCCACUACAGGAGCAAGUAUCAGGAUGGGAUAUUUUGGGCUGAGUACCGGGGAGGUUCCUACUCCUUGAAAGCAGUUCAGAUGAUGAUCAGACCUAUAGACUGA
Cygnus atratus (black swan) is the source of this 1640-nucleotide messenger RNA. RefSeq names its product angiopoietin like 1 (gene ANGPTL1). Gene Ontology annotation, biological process: cell surface receptor protein tyrosine kinase signaling pathway. The transcript has 5 exons. NCBI's taxonomy places the organism in Eukaryota, Metazoa, Chordata, Aves, Anseriformes, Anatidae. The coding region runs from base 162 to 1640 and encodes 492 amino acids. The record is from RefSeq and is a predicted model, not a curated record.